AUGGAUCAGCAAAUCCAGGAUGACGACAGCCCGGGACAUAACGAUGAAAAGGAGGGCGUGACGGAGUUUUUGCUUGCUUGCGACCGAUGCCGUCGGAGAAAGGUGAAAUGUAGUCGAGGUCAACCCUGUGAGCAAUGCACCACAGCGGGAGCAUCAUGUGCCUAUACCCUAGGCCUCAAGUCGAGAGUCCGCAGGCAACGAGUCACACUCGCCAACGACAUCGAGAAAAGUGUUGACCACAUCGCUCGGACUGUGGAUGAGCUGAAAAUCAUGGUGGAAGAUCUCAGCAAACAACGUCCCUCAUGUCCAUCACCAGCACAGGAGGCACCUGCGUCGUCAUCCAGAGGGAUUACUACCCCGGCAGCCUCACUCCUGGCACCCUCUCAACAUCGACCAGCAUCUGUUCAGACCCUUGGUGCAAGCCCAGCCAGUGCACCCACGGUACCGCCGACCGAGUACAAUGGCGAGUCGUCUCCAUUCGCACAUGUCCUGUUCGCCACUGCCUUUUUCCAGAACGCCGUUGGGAACAGCUCCUCAUUUCAUGUCACUACGGAGAUGGGUCCAGUAAUACAAACCCUGAACAGCAUCGCCAAUGCCCAAAAACAAACCAACGAUCCUGUUGAAGUGCUCUUCCCUUAUGCCAGGCCGCUGGAAGACGGAAGAAAGCCCUCAUCAUUCCCGUCUCCGCCACUCGACAGCGUUUUCGCAUGCCUAAAAAUGGCCCAAGAAAGCAACAAGGUCGACGCCAUGUGGAUCGCCGAGUUCGAAAAUCUCAGUCAUUUCACCGAAUAUGCGAUCAAGGCCUGUGGUCCUGGCCCCUCAUCUGAGGAAGAGAUCAUUAUCGCGAACGCUGGCCUGUAUUGGUUGUUCCUCGAAUGUGCCAGUGUGGCCGAUGACGAAGCGACUGUGCUUGAUUUCGAAGCUCAGGCGACCUUGUGCCGGGAAAACCUCGAGACAGCCUUGGCUCAUCUAGGAUUUCAUAUAAAAAGUACCCUAAACACAGCAUACGCCCUCAACAUGGCUGCAACCUAUUGUCUUCAGACGAUGAAAACAUCUGCCGCAUGGGGUUUCAUCGUCACAGCAUCCCACAUUUGCCAGGCCCUCGGUCUGCACCGCGCGACAACCCUCUCUCCUGAGCCUCCGGUCCAGAAACGGAGGAAGCUCCGGUUGUUCUGGGCGGCAUAUUGCUCGGAUAGGUUGAUCGCUCUGCGCAUCGGACGAUCGUCGUCAUUCCGAGAUAAUGAUAUAACUGUCCCUCGGCCACAGCGAAAUCCUGGGCCCGACUUGUUGAUAAACAGGCUGCUGCCUGUAUGGAUCGAGGGUGGGUUUUUGCAGGGGCGGAUUUACGACGACGUGUACAGCCCUGGGGCUUUCCUACAGCCUGAACAUGUUAGAUAUGCUCGGUCACGCGCCCUUCUCUCAGAGAUUCACGGGCUCAUGGAGGCUGAAGAUGCAAUUGAGAAAGAAAAUGAGGCACAGUUUGCGGCAGCCGGCCAGCCAAUUCUUACUCAGAUUCUAUGGCGAUCAGACCGUAUUUCGAAUUUGAGCAUGCUGACACUGGUCUAUCGAAGCCUCCCUCCUGCCGAAUACUCAAAGUCAUCCUUCUCGGAGGAGUGCAUCAGUAGCUGCAGGGAGGCUCUAGAGGAACACCAACAGUGCAUGGCCCUGAUAGAGAGUGACGGUGCAAAGACGGCCUUUAUUGAACUGUUCAUUGGCUGGUCCCUGCUACGGUCGCCCUUCAUACCCUUCACAAUCCUCUUCUGCCACAUCAUUGAGUCUUCAAACGCAUCCGACCUCGGCGCUUUGAAGAGAUUUAUCGACGCCAGUGAGGGAACAACGUACACUGCGCGCCAUCCCUCAACCCGGAAUCAACUGCGACUUUUCCAGGCAUUGUACAAUGUGGCGGUUCGAUUUAUCAACCUCAAACAGGACAGUCUAUCAGGAGAGGGCACUUUACCGAAUACCGACAGUCACAGUGUCGCAGGCACUUCCUCUAUUCCCACCACAGGGACUUUCGUGCCUGAUGCGAUGGACUACAGUUCAGCAGCUCCCGAGAUUCAGGGGGCGGUAACAGAGGCAGCCACAUUACAACCAGGGGAGGAUCAGUUAUUUGCCAAUCUGGGAGCACAAGUUGACUCGUCAGGGGGACUGUUAGCGAACUGGUUCAUAAGCAAUCAGGAGAUCAUGAAGAUGCUCGAGAAUAGCUAG
Molecule: messenger RNA, 2208 nt
Organism: Fusarium keratoplasticum
Lineage: Eukaryota; Fungi; Ascomycota; Sordariomycetes; Hypocreales; Nectriaceae
Product: Zn(2)-C6 fungal-type domain-containing protein
Exons: 8
Coding region: 1-2208 (735 amino acids)
Biological process (GO): DNA-templated transcription; regulation of DNA-templated transcription
Molecular function (GO): DNA binding; DNA-binding transcription factor activity, RNA polymerase II-specific; zinc ion binding
Source: RefSeq, a predicted model, not a curated record